Molecule: messenger RNA, 1431 nt
Organism: Felis catus (domestic cat)
Lineage: Eukaryota; Metazoa; Chordata; Mammalia; Carnivora; Felidae
Gene: RAB34
Product: RAB34, member RAS oncogene family
Exons: 11
Coding region: 302-1081 (259 amino acids)
Biological process (GO): phagosome-lysosome fusion; endocytosis
Molecular function (GO): GTPase activity; GTP binding
Source: RefSeq, a predicted model, not a curated record
AGUCACGUCCUGGGCCUGGAGUUGAGGAGGGAAGCGCCGCCUCUCCUCGGGCCCCUUCUCUCCUCCUUUCCCCUCCCCGCGGGUUCCUGGCCUAGCCAGAUACUGCGCAGCAAUCACGGUUCUCCAUCACCAGUUUGCCUGGCGUCUCCGAGGCCGCGAGCUCCUGGAGGCUCCCCGUGGCCCAGAGUUAUAGUCGGCACACCUCGGUCGCGGGUGAUCGUCGGGUCUCCACGGGCCCGGGUCGCUGGGGCGGAUCAGGCUCCAGUGCCUUCUCGGGGCUCCCCGCAAGGCCGUAGGCGAGAUGAACAUUCUGGCGCCGGUGCGGAGGGACCGCGUCCUGGCGGAGCUGCCCCAGUGCCUGAGGAAGGAGGCCGCUUUGCACGUGCACAGAGACUUCAACCCCCGCGUCACCUGCGCCUGCCAGGACCACCGGACAGGCACCGUGGGAUUUAAGAUCUCCAAAGUCAUUGUGGUGGGGGACCUGUCCGUAGGGAAGACUUGUCUCAUUAAUAGGUUCUGCAAAGAUACUUUUGAUAAGAAUUACAAGGCCACCAUUGGAGUGGACUUUGAGAUGGAACGAUUUGAGGUGUUGGGCGUCCCCUUCAGUCUGCAGCUCUGGGAUACUGCUGGACAGGAGAGGUUCAAAUGCAUUGCAUCAACCUAUUACCGAGGGGCUCAAGCCAUCAUCAUCGUCUUCAACCUGAAUGAUGUGGCCUCCCUGGAACAUACCAAGCAGUGGCUAGCUGAUGCACUCAAGGAGAACGACCCUUCCAGUGUGCUUCUCUUCCUCGUGGGUUCCAAGAAGGACUUGAGUACUCCUGCUCAGUAUAUGCUAAUGGAGAAAGACGCACUCAAGGUGGCCCAAGAGAUGAAGGCUGAGUACUGGGCGGUCUCAUCUCUCACUGGUGAAAAUGUCCGGGAAUUCUUCUUCCGUGUGGCAGCACUGACCUUUGAGGCCAACGUGCUGGCUGAGCUGGAGAAAUCGGGGGCCCGGCGCAUUGGGGAUGUUGUCCGCAUCAACAGUGAUGACAGCAACCUUUACCUAACUGCCAACAAGAAGAAGCCCACGUGCUGCCCGUGAGCGGUAAGGGGACGGUCGAGAGACUGGCCAGCCUUGGGGCACUGUGCCACCUUGAUUGCCCUAGAGCUCGACCCUGGACAUUUGCACUGAUUGUUUUUCCAGACCAAAGAGCUGCCCCUUCGUGGCAGUACCCCUGGAGGGGUAGCAGGGACCAUGCUAGUCACUUCCUGCCCCAGACACCAUGCCAAAGACUAGAUGUCCUCCCUCCCCAGGGGCUCUCCGGGCUGCCCAGCAGUGGGGAGGUAGUCCCUGCUGCUUUUGCUUAGCCUGCUGGACCCCUUGAGUAUGAGGAUGCUUAAUGAUCCAAGCCUUACACUGUGCCUUAUGCAUUAAAAUCUCUGUUAUUAGCA